Messenger RNA from Vigna unguiculata (cowpea), 1376 nucleotides. Its product is annotated as manganese-dependent ADP-ribose/CDP-alcohol diphosphatase-like. Gene Ontology annotation, molecular function: 2',3'-cyclic-nucleotide 2'-phosphodiesterase activity; ADP-ribose diphosphatase activity; CDP-glycerol diphosphatase activity. Lineage: Eukaryota; Viridiplantae; Streptophyta; Magnoliopsida; Fabales; Fabaceae. The record is from RefSeq and is a predicted model, not a curated record.
AAGAUCCGUCGCCGGUAGAAACGUGCUUAUAUAAUAGCGUACAUCUAAGCGACGCAAUUCUGUUGGUGUUGGCGUCUCGCGUUUUGCAGCUUCUCCGUUUUCAAAAGCACUUAACCUGUACGUCCCUCUAAUCCCGUUUUCUUCAGAUCCUCAUUUUCUCGUAGCCCUAAUCGCGUGUUGUAGCCAUAUUUGCAAUAAAGCCCUUGUCUGAUGCCAACAAAGUCGUUUGAAGCUCUAAAAUCUACAUUGAAGCUCUCAAUCGAGAUCAUACUGCUCUGGGAAAGUAGUGUCUUGUUACUAUAAAUAUAUACUGUCUGAUAGGGGAAUUUAGAGAGAGACGCCAUGGUUUCUUCCUACGGGCAACCACGUUUUUCUUUUGGAUUGAUUUCUGAUGUUCAAUAUGCGGAUAUUUCUGAUGGUCGCUCAUUCCUUGGUGUUCCACGGUAUUAUAGGCACAGUAUUCUUGUGUUGCAGAGAGCAGUUAAAGAAUGGAACACUCAUCAGAAGCAUAUGUUUGUGAUCAAUUUUGGAGAUAUUGUUGAUGGGUUUUGUCCCAAAGAUCAAUCUCUUGAUAGUGUACAAAAUGUUGUGGACGAAUUUGAGAAGUUCAAGGGGGGACCUGUGUAUCAUAUGAUUGGAAAUCACUGCCUAUACAAUCUCCCUCGCAGCAAGUUGCUUCCAUUAUUGAAGAUCCAAAGUCUUGAUGGCCGUGCAUACUAUGAUUUCUCACCGGUGCCUGAAUAUAGAUUCGUAGUUCUGGAUGCCUAUGACAUCAGUGCCAUUGGUUGGCCGCAAGAUCAUCCAAAAACAUUGGAGGCCAUGAAAAUCCUAAGGGAGAAGAAUCCAAAUGAAGACAAGAACAGUCCAGAUAAUUUGGAGGGGCCUGAAAGAAGGUUUGUCAUGUUUAAUGGAGGUCUUGGAAAGGAACAGAUGGAAUGGCUAGAUGGUGUUCUCCUGGAUGCAACAAAAUUGAAACAGAAAGUGAUUGUCUGUUGCCAUUUGCCUCUAGAUCCUGGUGCGGCAAGUAAAGCGACACUGCUGUGGAAUUAUGAUGAAGUAAUGAAUUUGAUACACAGAUACAAUUGCGUUAAGGCCUGUCUUGCAGGGCACGAUCAUAAAGGGGGAUACUCCAUUGAUUCUCAUGGGAUACACCAUAGAGUUUUUGAAGCUGCUUUGGAAUGUCCUCCUGGUACCAAUGCAUUUGGAUACAUUGAUGUCUACGACGACAGGAUAUCACUCGUCGGAACUGACAGAAUGGAAAGUACAGACAUGCAUUUUAGCCCCCCAUAUUAAUUUGUAUGACAUGAUGUGUUUCUGUUCAUAAAUAAUGCCUAUUAUUUAUUAAUAAUUGAUAAAGUACCUAUGAUCUUGUUCUA